Molecule: messenger RNA, 4302 nt
Organism: Dicentrarchus labrax (European seabass)
Lineage: Eukaryota; Metazoa; Chordata; Actinopteri; Moronidae
Gene: map4k5
Product: mitogen-activated protein kinase kinase kinase kinase 5
Exons: 36
Coding region: 651-3413 (920 amino acids)
Biological process (GO): protein phosphorylation
Molecular function (GO): MAP kinase kinase kinase kinase activity; ATP binding
Source: RefSeq, a predicted model, not a curated record
AGACACAGAGAGAGAGGGAGAGAGAGAGAGAGGGGCAGAGGCAGAGGCAGAUUAGCAACACACUGUUGCUUUUUUUUUUCUCAACGGGAAUGAAUUUAAAGAGUAAUACUUGACGUUAUUAUUGUAGUUUACCGUUAAUAUAUAUUCACACACGGACUCCGAGGCGUCUCUACCAACUGUCAGCAGAAGGGGGAACUGACAUGUCAACGGCUGAAACUUAACGCUGGGGUUCUUCUUGAACUCGACUGUAACGUCCGCGGCCGCCGCACCGCUGAAGGAGACGGAGGGGACGGCAACAGCCAACUGAAGUUUAUUACUGUUUCCUCGAUAACAAAGAGGAGGAGGAGGAGGAGGAAGAGGAGGGGGGACGCUUAUUUUUGUUAAAAGAGAGACACAGAGAGAAGAGAGAGAGAGAGAAAGGGGGGGUGGGGGGGGUUGAAAGAUUAUUCGACGCCAUCGUACGGUUAACGAUCUGGAGGAGAUUUAAAAUGCGGGACAUCCGCGGUGUUUGCACGGUUGAAGGACAUGGAGCACGGAGAAGAAUCGCCUGAGUAACAGUGAUUUUAUUCAGGACGUUUGCUUCACCAAACCACCGCCGUCAGAUUUGAGCAAGCCAACUAAAUGUAAAGGAUUGUUUGGUUCAAGCUACCAUGGAUAUCUUUCCCCGGCCAAGCGGUGAAAUCCAGAGGAGGAACCCUCAGCAUGACUUUGAGCUCAUUCAACGGGUGGGAAGUGGCACAUAUGGAGACGUGUACAAGGCUCGAAACAUACAAACUGGGGAGCUUGCUGCUGUGAAGAUCAUAAAAUUGGAACCAGGGGAUGACUUUUCCAUCAUACAGCAGGAAAUCUUCAUGGUGAAGGAAUGCAUGCACCACAAUAUUGUGGCCUACUUUGGGAGCUACCUCUGUCGGGAGAAGCUUUGGAUAUGUAUGGAGUACUGUGGUGGAGGAUCUCUGCAGGACAUUUAUCAUGUGACGGGACCUCUCUCAGAGCUUCAGAUAGCGUAUGUCUGCAGAGAGACCUUACAGGGUUUGGGAUAUCUGCACAUCAAGGGCAAGAUGCACCGUGACAUCAAGGGUGCCAACAUACUUCUUACAGACAACGGAGAUGUGAAGUUAGCUGACUUUGGAGUUGCAGCCAAAAUAACAGCCACCAUUGCCAAAAGAAAGUCCUUCAUUGGAACACCUUAUUGGAUGGCUCCAGAAGUAGCAGCAGUUGAAAAGAAUGGUGGCUACAACCAGUUGUGUGAUAUCUGGGCUGUUGGCAUCACAUCCAUAGAACUAGCUGAGCUGCAGCCGCCAAUGUUUGACCUACACCCAAUGAGGGCUUUGUUUUUGAUGUCAAAGAGCAGCUUCCAGCCUCCGAAGCUAAAAGACAAAAACAAAUGGUCCACUGCCUUCCAUAACUUUGUGAAAGUGUCUCUGACAAAGAACCCAAAGAAGAGGCCAACUGCAGAAAAACUUCUAUCGCAUGUCUAUGUGGCCCAGACGGGUUUGACAAGGAGGCUCGCUGUUGACCUCCUAGAUAAGAUGAACAACCCAGACAACCACCAGCAUUACAGUGAGGUGGAUGAUGAUGACCUCGAGCCCCUCUCUGCAGUCAGACACACCAUCCGCUCCACCAACAAACAAGCCAGAGCUGAGAGGACACGCUCAGAGAUAGACUCAAACAAUGGGACAGACCAAGGAGGGCCAUGCUCAAGUCCCAGCUUCACUGAGGGACACAGGGGGGACGCAGUUGACAAGCUCCAGUUUGAACCACCCCUCCGGAAGGAAACUGAGGCUCAUUCUGAAAUGGAUGUGAGUAAAGAUAAUGACUUCCCUUCCCCCUGGAGUCCAUUUGCAGAGGGAGGAAUAACAACCAGGAGCCUUCUCAAAAGCGUUGAGGACGAAUUGUUCCAACGGGGACACAUUGCCCACCUUGAAGAUGCCUUUGAAGAGGUGGAGCUGUCAACCCUCAAGCCAGGGGUUCCUCCUCCUCUGCCCCCAAAGCCACGAUUAAACAGCUCGUCAGAGGAGCUUGGCCUUAAUGAUGAGAGGUCUCUGACGGUUCGGAGGUUCCCUAACUCUGAGAACGGACCAAGCCAGGCAGUUCGCAGACAGAGCACACCUGAGCAGGGCAACAAGGGGGAGCACUCAUCUCCAGAUUUCCUCUCUGCCAGUGUCAGCAGCCCUGGCCUUUUGUCUCACGCCUCUGAUCCUGCUCUCAGUAAGUCUGAAUGUAAAGAUAAUGAUUCAGAUGACAGUGUGAAUGGAGGCAGUCCCAAGCCACCACCCAACCGACAGCACCGGAAGGAGAAAAAGGAAUUCCCUAAACCAGCUAUCAACGGUCUGCCUCCCACUCCUAAAGUACUGAUGGGAGCCUGUUUCUCUAAAGUGUUUGAUGGCUGUCCCCUGAAGAUCAACUGUGCCACAUCAUGGAUUCAUCCUGACACCAAAGAUCAGUACCUAAUCUUUGGGACGGAGGAUGGCAUCUAUACGCUGAAUCUUAAUGAGCUGCAUGAAGCCACAAUGGAGCAGCUGUUCCCGAGGAAGUGUACAUGGCUGUACGUUAUCAACAACAACCUGAUGUCUUUAUCUGGGAAAACCUUCCAGCUGUACUCCCACAAUCUCAUCGGGCUGUUUGAGCAGCUGAAGAAGCCCGGCUUGGCUGCUCAGUUCCAGACUCACCGCUUCCCAGACAAAAUUUUACCCAGGAGGUUUGCCUUGACAACUAAGAUCCCUGACACAAAGGGCUGUCACAAGUGCUGCAUUGUGAGAAACCCAUAUACAGGCCACAAGUAUUUGUGCGGUGCACUGCAGUCUGGGAUUGUCCUGUUGCAGUGGUAUGAGCCCAUGCAGAGGUUUAUGCUCAUCAAGCACUUUGACUUCCCUCUUCCCAGCCCACUGAAGGUGUUUGAGAUGCUGGUGGUCCCAGAGCAGGAGUAUCCUCUGGUGUGUGUGGCCAUCAGCCAGGGCACAGAGCCGGGCCAGGUUGUCCGCUUUGAGACCAUCAACCUCAACUCCAGCUCCUCCUGGUUCACAGAGAUGGGAACAACUAAUCAGCAGGUGGAUGCAAUCCAUGUCACCCAACUGGAGAGAGACACAGUGUUGGUGUGUUUGGACCAAAAUUUGAAGAUUGUUAAUCUCCAGGGCAGACUGAAGUCCAACAAAAAGCUGGCAUCUGAGCUCAGUUUUGACUUCUGCAUCGGAUCUGUUGUGUGCCUUCAGGACAGCGUCUUGGCCUUCUGGAAACAUGGCAUGCAAGGAAAGAGCUUCAAGUCAAAUGAGGUGACCCAGGAGAUUUGUGAUCCGAGCAGAGUCUUUCGCCUCCUCGGAUCUGACAGGGUGGUGGUUUUGGAGAGCCGACCCACAGACAACCCCACGGCCCUGAGCAACCUCUACAUUUUAGCCGGUCAUGAGAACAGUUACUGAGCCUCUUCCAUAGAUGGGAUGUUUUUUUGUUGGUUUUUUUUUUCUAGAAAAAGCCUGAAUUUUGGGAGAAAACUCCAGACUUUCACCUACGGUCCUGUGUCAAGGGAAACGUCUGGUUUAAAACCGUUUUUUUGUUACUGAUCUUGGGAUCGACAGGUCAUAUGAGGAGGAGGCUCUUCAGUCUGGAUUCAUGAGUAGCCUUACACCAGCAACACGUUCACUGUGUCUCCGCUUGUUAGGAAAUGACAAAGAAACUGUUACGAGCACAAGGUGGAGAAAUAAUAAAAAAGCUCAAAUGAACAAUGUUACUUAGCAUUUAUCUCACUUUUCUGUACUGUGGACUGAGUUACAAACGAGUUAUCUAGAGGUAUUAUUGACAAAAGUGCCAUUAAAAUUCACAAGAAUUUGUGAUUGUAUUAGCAAACAACGGGAGAUUUAUUGUGUUAUUGUCUGUAACAUGUCGCUCAUAAUCACGGCCAGAAGCAAACCUGGCACAAGAGGAGAUUUUGUAGCCAAACUAGUAGAUCAGUUUAAAAACCGAUACCCACGAGCAUUGUGGGUUAUUUAAGCAAUAUUUAUUAAUCUCAUGUUAAGUGAUAGGGUAUGUUUGAUUUACAGACGGUGUUAGCAGACAGCGACAGUGCAGUCCUGCUGUGUGAGGAUUAACUACCUAGUGAACAGUUCCUGAGCAGCUUUGGGUUAUUUUUACUGCUAUGUAAUAUAGUCGCAUCUCUCCUGCUCUGCUGCAUUUUUAGAAGUUGGAAAUAAUGUACAUUUUUUCCUCUUUUUUUUUUCUUUAACUUCCUCUUUUAUAGACUUUUACUUCUCAUUAUUUGCACCAUGUAAGCACUUUUGUACAUUUUUUUAAUUUAAAAUAAAAUGACAAAAU